This is a messenger RNA of Symbiodinium necroappetens, 2488 nucleotides long. The record is from the annotation of a GenBank genome assembly. Lineage: Eukaryota; Dinophyceae; Suessiales; Symbiodiniaceae.
AUGUGCUGCCAAUACGUAGCCCGAUUCGGCCCGGGAGUGAAGGGUGCCGUGCCCUCAUGGUUUCUGCAGUUUCUGGUGAUCAAGGCCGUGCCGGAGGAGCAAACGUGGGCCCAAGCGCUCAGCCUCUCGGUGCCCUAUGGGGUCCUCUGCUUCGUUUUCGGACACGACCUCCUGCGAUGCAGACGAUGCAGGGCCCGAGAACACAAGCGGCUGAAGCUGUCGCAGGUGCUCUUCGAACGCCAUUUCGGCAUUCAUGGGACUCACUACCUUGUCAAGGUAGCCGUGCUGCAGCUGGCCACGAUAUUGUUGCAGGCAUUCGGGAAGCUCAGCUUGCUUGCGGGCAUCGUUACGUUUGCCAUGCAGCAGCAGGUCCUGAUGCUGCCAGGUCUGAAAUUGGCCUUUUGGCUAUUUUGGGGCUUGCUUUCCUGGAAUGCCAUGUAUCCCACGAUUCUUUUCCUAUUUCCGGACGCCACCUGGGCACGAUACGGCGCGGCGUGCAUGGACGUAGCUCUGGACCUGGGGUAUACGGUCAGCUACAUGCUGUUGGUGGUACUGGGGAUCUCCGAGCUGGACACGGAGACGUCGGUGAAAGGGAACUUCGGGCAGGUGGCAGAGCUUGGCUUUAGCACUAGUAUCAGCCCAGCGUUUGCUUUCCCCUCGGACAUCUUGAAGUUUCUGGCCGUUUACAUGACCGUUGCCCACAUCUGCUGCUGCGUGUUCUGUGCAAGCUUCAGUGGGAAAGGAUUUGCCAGGCGAUGUCUGAUCUUGGUCUACUCCCCAGCGUUGCUGCUUCUCCUCGCCUUGUUCCUGACGUCAAGUGACUUCUACCCUGGCCAUUCGGGCGACUUCCGCUGCUUCCCCUGCCGCUGCUCGCAGGACCCGGCGCAGCUGCAGAGCGUGACAUCUGCGCGUUGGAACGUCACCGUGGGGCCCACUCCUGAGUUGUCCUGCACCCUCCACGCGGACGGCUGCAUCAGCAGCACCUCCUAUCCAAUGCGUUAUCCGAACAACGAUUUUUGCCGGAUCCAGGUCCACGAGGGCGGCUGGCACAUCCAUGUGCAGGACUUCGAGACUGAAGGGUAUUAUGACAAGUUGACAUUCAACAGCUUGGAGUUCAGCGGAUUUGGCACCUGGGAAGGUCCGCGUGGCAUGGUGCCGAGGGGCACCAUCGAGUGGCGCAGCGCCGCCUGGCUGUUAAGGCGGGGCAAGGACUCCAGCGGGAGGAGCAAAGGCUGGAGGAUCUGCCUCCGCCCUCCCGUGCGCCUGGAGAGCUGCUCCUUGGCCGCGGUGCUGCGCCAAGCCGAGGUGGUCGUGACCGGCUUCGACCUUAUCGCCGAGGGCGCCUUCGACCCGUUGGGCUGUCACGUGCGGCGCUUGUCGCUGACCAACGGCACGCUCAGCACGCUGCCUUUCGGACGCUUCCGGCGCCUCGCCUGUCUGCGAGCUCUGGACUUGGGCAAGGGACUCCUUGCCACCCUGGAGCAAGGAGCCUUUGAAGGCCUUGCAGACCUUCGCCUUCUGUCGCUCAGCCAGAACAAAAUCAAGCACCUCUCCGACGAGCACCUCCGCCCCCUUGCCAAUCUUGAGGAGCUUUACCUUUGCGGCAAGAGCGACGAAGAGCACCGCCCUCUCUUCCAGGGGAACGAGUUGGCCAGCCUUCCUAGCUUCUCGCACAACCCUCACCUGGAAGUGCUAGACGCGAGCGAGUGCCGCUUGACCGGCUUGGAGAGCAACGCCGUGGCGCACCUCCGGAACCUCAAAGUCCUAGACCUUGGCUCCAACAAGCUCCGCCGCAUCUCCAGCACGGCCCUGUCAGGCCUGGGCUCUUUGCAGAAUCUGACCUUGGGCUCGAACCGGCUGGCCUCCCUCCCGGAAAGGCUCUUCCACGGCUUGGACUCGCUGCGGACGCUGGAGUUGUACAACAACCAGCUGGCCUCGCUCUCGAAGAGGCUCUUCCACGGCUUGGGCUCCCUGCAGACGCUGGAUUUGGACCACAACGACCUGGCGUCGCUCCCCGUUGACCUCUUUCACGGCUUGGACACUCUGCAGACGCUGGAUUUGCACAGCAACUGGCUGGCCUCGCUCCCGCUUGGGCUCUUCCGCGGCUUGGACUCUCUGCAGAGGCUGUAUUUGGACGGCAACCAGCUGGCCUCGCUCCCGCUUGGGCUCUUCCGCGGCUUGGACUCGCUGGAGACGCUGCAUUUGGAUGGCAACGAGCUGGCCUCCCUCCCGGUUGGGCUCUUCCAGGGCUUGGACUCUUUGCAGAUGCUGGAGUUGCAGCACAACGAGCUGGCCUCGCUCCCGGUUGACCUCUUCCACGGCUUGGAUUCUCUGCAGACGCUGGAUUUGGCCGGCAACCAGCUGGCCUCGCUCCCGCUUGGGCUCUUCCGCGGCUUGGACUCUCUGCAGAAUCUGUGGUUGGACGACAACAGCAAGCUGAGCUGGUCCGUGAGGAGGUGUGUUGAGGCCGCCUUGAGCUGCGAGAACU